This is a messenger RNA of Punctularia strigosozonata HHB-11173 SS5, 1032 nucleotides long. RefSeq names its product alpha/beta-hydrolase. The transcript is spliced from 6 exons. Lineage: Eukaryota; Fungi; Basidiomycota; Agaricomycetes; Corticiales; Punctulariaceae. Gene Ontology annotation, molecular function: hydrolase activity. The record is from RefSeq and is a predicted model, not a curated record. The coding region runs from base 142 to 1032 and encodes 296 amino acids.
UGAAUUUGUUGGAGAAACUGUGACUCGCUUCACUCGCAACAUCUCCUCGUCUCAUAUCUCCCCGGGUCGCUGCACGGAACUCGGUCGCCGCCGUGUAUCGCGUCUGUGUUCAGCCCCACGCAAUAUUAGGCACGUUCAACCAUGACCACCAUACCAAGGGACCAGCUAUCUGCCAUGACGACAGUCAAAGUUCCUUCCAAGUCCCCGGGAUGGAACCUCGACACCUGGGUGUACCUCCCUACUAACACUGACUCUCGUCAACGUCCAGUCAUCAUAAUGGCGCACGGUCUGAGCGCUAACAAGACGAUGGGGCUCGCCGCCUAUGCCCGCGAGUUCGCGUCACUUGGAUACGCUUGUGUCGUUUUUGACUACCGAAGGUGGGGUUCUUCAGACGGAACACCCCGGCACGUCCUCUAUAUAUCCGAGCAGCUCGAGGACUACCGCGUCGUGAUCAAGUGGUGUCGCACGCAGUCCGAGUAUCCGCUAGAUCCCCAGCGAAUCGUCGUAUGGGGGACCAGCCUUUCCGGUGGCCACGCCAUAUCCCUGGCUUGCGAACCCAGGCUGGCCCUGAUAGGGUCCAUUGCCCAAUGCCCCUACACCGGCGUCGGGCCUAAAAUGCAAUUAUCCGUAACCUCGAUCAAGACUCUCGCUCUUGGGAUAUGGGAUGCGCUCAGGCAGGCGUUCGGCGGACGCCCUAUCUACAUCAAUGCUUGUGCUGAACCCGGUCAAGUCGGAUUCCUCAAUCAACCGGGGAGUUCGAAAGGGAUGCAAGCUCUUUUGGGCACCGAUACCGUAUUUCCCAACGAGAUCUCAGCUUCGUCGCUCUUCGAAUUGCCUUUCUAUAGCCCGGCGGCCGGAUCAUCCGGGCUGGCGUGCCAGACGCUCAUCAUCCCCUGCGUAGACGACAACUUGUGCGCCAUGUCCGGAGCUGUCGAGAUAGCGCACAAGUCGAAGUAUGCCAAGCUGGAGGCCGUACCAGGAGGUCUGCUAUCAUACGUUCUUGGACUCCCGGAUGCUGCAGAGCGGCGCUGA